Schistosoma margrebowiei is the source of this 2651-nucleotide messenger RNA. NCBI's taxonomy places the organism in Eukaryota, Metazoa, Platyhelminthes, Trematoda, Strigeidida, Schistosomatidae. The record is from the annotation of a GenBank genome assembly.
AGGCACCCACAUAUAACUGAUUGUAUUAUGGAUUAUUAUUAUUAUUAUUAUUAUUAUUACUAUUACGUGAUAAGCGGGUAACCAAAAUCACAAAGUAUAAAAAAUGGUCACAGAAAAUCAAUUUUACUGUUAGAUACAAUAGAUAGAUAUAUAUAUAGCUAUAUAAGUCUAAUUUGCAUUCACAGUGAUUGGUAAUAAUAGUCAACGUCGUUUUGUUAUUGUUAUUGUUGCUGUACACAUAGUUUGAUUGUGAUAUAUUUCAUUAUUCAUAUGCAACGACGAAUAUACGGACAUACUGGAAUAUCUAUAUAUGUGUAUAUAACAAUAUAAUCUAUUAUUCUUUUCUAUAUUAUUUCCAUUUGAAACUGAUUGUAAUCCUUGAUUACAUAAUUAAAUAGAUCAAUUGCUUAUGAAUAAGUAUGCUUCCAUUACUUGAAGAGAUCAGUUUAAAUUGUCAAUUACCAAGUGAAUUAUGUCUAUUUAAACAAUACGAUGAUAUUCAAUGGACAGUAGAUGAAAAAGCAGAAAUAAAUGAAACAAAUGAAAUAAUAAACAAUGAUUUCUUAUCUCAAACUGAAAACUCUAUACAACAUAAUGAUAUCAACAAUAAAACAACUGAUUAUAUCAAUGAAAUCUUUACAAAUAUACCAGAUGAUUUAACAUGGCAAUCUAAUUCACCAUGUUCAUCAGAAUCGAUUGAUUCCAUUUCAUUGAAUCAUAAUGAUUUAAAAAAUUCUAUAGAAGAUAAUUUAUUAUUCAAUCAAAAUGUAUUCCCAUCAAAUAAAUCCUUUGAAUGUAUGAAUAUAGAUAAUAAUAAUAAUAAUAAUAAUAUGUCAACAAUGAAUAUAUUAAAUCUAUCAAAUCAUUUUGAUAAUCUAUUAGAUCCAUCAUUGUAUUAUGCAAUGAAUUAUACAAUGACAAAUAAUUAUUAUUUCAAUGAAUAUAAUGAAUAUCAUAAAAAUAAUGAUGAAUUAUUUAAUAAUAUAAAAGAACAAACAAAAAUCAUUUCAAAUGAUCUUAAUGAAGAUGAAUCACAAUUGGAAAGUACAGAUAUAGCUUGGAUGGAUACAUUAGAUGUUUCUAGUUUACGUAUGGAUGAUGUUGUACAAAUUUUUUCAACAGUUAAUUCAUUAAAAUCUACAUCAGAAGAAAUCAAUAAAUGUGAUUAUUCAAUAUCAUCACCAUCAUCGCCAUCUCCAUCCUCAACACCAUCAUCGUCGUCAUCAUCACCAUCAUUAUCCUCAAAACCAUCAUCCUCAACAUCAUCAUCACCAUCAUCAUCCUCAACACCAUCAUCGUCAUCAUCAUCACCAUCAUUAUCCUCAAAACCAUCAUCCUCAACAUCAUCAUCAUCACCAUCAUCAUCCUCAACACCAUCAUCGUCGUCAUCAUCAUCGUCGUCAUCACCAUCAUCAUCAUCAUCAUCAUCAUUAUUUCAACAUAAUUACGAUUUGAAUAAUAAACGUUUACAAUUGAAUCAGAAUUCAAUGUUCAAUGAUAAUGAAUUCAUUUCUAAUGAAAAGGAAGACUCUGAACAUAAACUUUUAUAUAAUAAUGAAAAGAAUAAUGAUGAAUAUAAUUCAGAUAGUACAUUAACAUGUUCUGAAGCUGAAUAUUAUAAUAAUUUAAUACGUCAAAAACGUUUAAGAAAAUAUCGAACGAAUAAACGAAAAUUUAAGCAUAGAUCUUUAAUUUCAAAUGAUCAAGAUGGAUCCUAUUCAUCAUCAUCAUCUUCUUAUUCUUCUACUGAUGAUGAUGAUGAGGAGGAGGAGGAGGAAAAGGAGAAGGAGGAAGAAAAAGAGGAUGAAAAGAUAGUAAAUAAUCAAUGUAAAAAGUUUACUGAUCAUUCAAUUACUACUAACGUAUAUCAUCGAAAAAAGCCUCCAUCAUCAGAGCAUUAUAUACAAUCAUCAAAUGAAAUAAAUGAAUAUGAAUCAUGGUGGCCUAAUCCUAUCACACGACGUAUGCAUAAAGAUUUUCAUUCAACUCUUUGGUUAUCUAAUGAAUUAUUAGAUUGUAAUGAUAAAGAGAUACAACAACAAUCUAUCUCUUCAAUGAAUAAAAUCAAAUCAAGAAAAUAUCGUAAAUUUGCCUAUUCACAUUCAUAUAAUAAUCAUGAUCGAUGUAAAAAUAAACAAAUGGAAUUAUGGCAAUUUAUAUUAUAUAGUUUAGAAAUUAGUAAAGAUAGUGCAUUUCAAUGGGUUAAUAAAUCAACUGGAUUAUUUCGUAUUGUAAAUACACAAUUAGCAGCAAAAGAAUGGGGUUAUUAUCGUAAUAAUAAAUUAAUGGAUUAUGAAAAAAUGGCAAGAGCUAUAAGAUUUUAUUAUAAAGAUUCAAUAUUACGUAAAUCACGUCAACAAUUACAUUUUCAAUUUGCUAUGCCUUAUGUAAAAUGGGCAGAAAAAUUUUAUAAAAAUAAAAAAAUGUUUUUUUAAAAAAUUCCAUUUCAUUUUGAAAACAAAAUAGUGAAGAGAAACAAAACAACAAAAAAAGACACCACAGCAACAACAACAAAAACACCACAGCAACAACAACAAAAACAUCACAGCAACAAAAACAACAACAACAACUGUACAUUUUCAUUGUAUUCCUUUUGGUUUCAUUCAAUUGUUGUUUAUAUUAUCCAUUACAGUUUGUUUAUUUCUUGUGAA